AUGGCGCUGGCUCGGGGUGGCGGGUGUGCAGCUGGAGCUGAGGCAGGCACGGCUGACGUGCGAGGGAGCGGCGGCUCGGCUGCAGCCGGGUGGCCCGCGGCCUCGGGCCGCCCCGCGGAAAGCCCGCGGCACAACUCCUCGGCGGCCGCCCCGUUCCCCGAGGUGGCUCCCGCCUUCGGUGAGACAGCGGUCCCGGCGGGGACCGAGGCGAGCUCCCGACCCCGCCUCGAGAGGCGGACACCUGCGGGGGCACGCGAGGAGAGAGGCAGUGCCGGGGCGGCGGGAAGAGCGAGGGACGGCGGCGCCAGCGCUCCGGCUCCGGCACGGCCGCCUGGGAGGGAGGCAGCGGCGGCGCGCCUCGGACUCCGCCUAAGCGGCCCCGAGCUCCCCUCCCUCCUCGCGGCGCCGAGCUCCCAGGAGCGGAGCAUCGCAUCGCAUCGCAUCGCAUCGCGGCGGCGGCGGCACCCGCCCCUCCCGGCCGGCCCGCGGCGCACGCCGCCUCCCUGCCUCUCUCCCUCCGCGCGCAGCCCCGCCGGCGGCCAUCGGGAAGCCCCCGCGCCGCGGCACCCCCGCCCCGCACGCCCACCGCCGGGAGGAUGGGCUGCGGGCGGCGGCGCGGCGGCCCCCGAGCUCCCUGAAGCCGCGGAGACAAAGGGAGCGAGCGGCAGCGCAGCCGGGCUGGGGUGGAUGCGAGCAACCAUGAAAGGCUGCGUCUCCGCCUCCUCCUCCGCUGCUGCCAGAGAGCUGCCGGCUGCCGCCGCUCGGAGGACUACACUGUGA
Gallus gallus (chicken) is the source of this 780-nucleotide messenger RNA. Its product is annotated as translation initiation factor IF-2-like. The transcript has a single exon. Lineage: Eukaryota; Metazoa; Chordata; Aves; Galliformes; Phasianidae. The coding region runs from base 1 to 780 and encodes 259 amino acids. The record is from RefSeq and is a predicted model, not a curated record.